AUGAAAAAAAAGGUUCGCUCGACGGAAGACACUAUGAGCCAGCCGAAUAAUGCAUUUUUACCGUCCAGCAUGGACAAGUCGGAUCUGCUGUUGGAUACUGAGUUGUGUGCUGCCUUGGGAAUCUAUCCAGAUUCCGGCUGUUGCAUACGACAUCCCACCAUUCACAUCAUUAGCAAAGACGAGACAAGUGAAAAGAUUGUUCGGCCGUGCCCCGUUUGCGAGUCGGAAUUUCUAUCAGGAGGAUUACGCCAACGGAGAUCCUUUGCGUUUGCGAUUAUGCAGGUUCAGAAACUACACAAUAACGAAGCAGGAUGGAUUGAAUUCAAAAAGAAUUGGGAUCAUGGAUCUAUGAUAUCCAUGAAGUCUUCCGAAACCAAGGAUGACGAUUCCCGGAAUAUUGAGUUUCAGGCCGAUGCGGAGCACACAGAUACACCGCGGAGACUAGAUUUGUAUUCACCAUCCAGUAUAUUACGGCGGACGAAUGUGCAUCAGGUAGCCUGGAAGGAAUAUACUUGGCAAGUUGUCUUAAGGACGACUCAGGUUCAGGAAUGGUCCAUGGCGGAGAAAGACAAGGAAAUUGAACUCUUGAAAGCCAAAUUGGAUUCUUUAUUGACGGUGGCGCAUACUGAUUCGCUCGUAGAAAUGCAAUCAUCCGUGGCUCCUUCUGCAUCCGAAGAUACUGCUAGUCUUCAAGAAAACAAUCCAACUUAUAAACAAACAGCAGUCGAAGAGGCACCACCUCGAUUGCCUCAUCGAAUGUCUUCUAGCCGAUUUUCGGCAAAUCACAAAGAGACGGUGCGCCGAUUUGCGACGAAUGCAACUAAAGAAGUUACUGAAGAUGAUAGGGACCAUUCCAGUUCCAGCUUUAUCGACUUGAAAACAGUAGGCGGGGCACCACGACUACCACGGCGACAGGUAUCCAAUGAUUUGUUCACGUUCUCGCCAGUCGCAUCCAACGAAGAAGAUGAAGAGGAUUCGGGCUCUGACUCGGAUGACCCGGAAAAACACAGAAAGGCGAUGGGAUACAGUAUGAACAGCAAUCGGGGACUGGGACGACACAAGGCCCAAGGCCGUCCAAGCAAGCUUCAAGCCAGAGUUCCACCCACACUACCCACUCGACGAGCCUCGAACGAAGGUCGAACGAGUCUAGUCAGUCGCGAUGCAAGAAUGUCCAAUGUUUCAGCCUUGUCAGAUUUGUCGGAUCCGUCCAUGAUUUCUGGGUUGAAUAGCAUUGACAGCUUGUUUCUCCAAGAGUCGGAACGCGAUUUGGGAAUCACGGGAAGCGUCAUCGGGGGGAGCAAAACGUCGUCCGCUGGUGCUUUCAAAAGUCUGGAUACCAUUCAGUCGGAAGAGUUUGUAUUGGAUCGUCACCUGUCGAUUGGUACGACAGAACGAUUGGAUCAGAGCACGCCCGUGUCGGGAAAUCAUCGAAAGUCCUCGAAAGCAAAAGAAAAUGUCAUAGCUGGGGAAGAAAUAUCCUUUAUCGCAUCCGUUAUGGAAGAACCGCCACCAGCAGCCUUACCUAUGCGAGAAAAAUCCAUGCGGGAACUGAACGGAGGCAAUGAACAAAUACAACAACAACAACAAGAAGAAGACAUUAAGCUUGAGGGCAGUCAAGAUAUUGAAUUUGAUGCCAGCCAGGAUAUCAGGUUUGAUGCCAGUCAAGACAUUCGUUUCGAUGCCAGCGAUCCUUCUUUGCAUGUUGACGAGCGUUUCUUUCGGCGGUCAUCCAUUGCCCAAAUGGAGUUUUCUGAUAAAGACAAGCUUUUGCAAGAAGCCAGCAAGGCAUUUUCGACGCCGCAAUAUGUUCCCAAGAAACUUCGAGCCCAAGAUUUCCGAAGAAUGUCCGGCAAAUCCAAACCAAAGUCCAUCGGUCUGGAGACCUCGGAAGACUUGGGAAGGAGUCAACGGUCCAUGCAAUCGCCACCAACAAGGCAACCGCUUACGGAUGACAUGCGGCCUGCCAGUGCCGACGAUGUUUUGUUGAAGAGCCCUCCAAAGAAUAAUCUCAAGCCACCUCCACCAGGAUCGCAAGUGCCAAUGCCACUGGGAUCCUUUACCACACCGCCACCAUCAGCAAAGAAACCCAUGAAAUUGGGAGACUUUUUGGAGAAACACAAUAGCAGCGACAGUGACAACGACCCUGAAUUGGAACAGUUUGGUGAUUUGCCAGUGAAUUCUGGCUUCCUUCGCCUUGACGGAGGAAGCUCUUCUCCCGUGAGCUGUGUCACCAUGUUGACUACUGAACCUACCAGCAUGAUGGGAGGAUCUGCUGACGACGACGAGGAGCUGGAACCAAAUAUUGGCUUGAGCGCCGGUGGGCAGCAACGACUUUUGCCCAUGGAAGAAGGAUUUCAUUCGGAUGAAGAAUCGUCAUCAGAAGAAGAAUCAUCAUCGUCUGAAGAGGACGUGGUGGCGAGAAUAGAGGACACGAGGGAAACGAUUGAUGUAGUCGAUCAAAUAGUGAACGACAGGUACGGUGAUUCGGGACUGUACACAGGGAGAGUAACGGCGGAUUCAAGAAUUCCACAUGGACGUGGAGUGAUGAUGUACGAGAAUGAAAGAGAGUACAAUGGUGAUUGGAGAGAUGGUCGAUGGCACGGCCAAGGAGAAUGGGUCAAUCCAAAUGGAGACCGAUACAAUGGUACCUUUGUUUUCGAUUCACGACAUGGGGAGGGAACCUACUCCUGGAGAAAUGGAAAUACAUACAAGGGCGAAUUCUUUGAAGAUAAGCGUCAAGGAAAGGGAUUCUUCACCUUUGCCAAUGGCAAUGUGUACGAAGGAGAAUUUAUCAAUGGUGUAUUCGAAGGUGAAGGAAAGUAUACCUUUGGUAAUGGUUUCUACCGAGGCAGCUGGAAAGGUGGCAAAUACCAUGGUGUUGGCUUUUUACAAUUCCACGAUGGGUCCUCCUAUAGUGGUACCUUUGUCGAGGGUGUUGCCCAUGGCGAAGGAAAAGAAGUGUCGUCCGACGGAGCGAUCACAACUGGCUUAUGGCAUCAAGGUGUUGCUCCCGAAAAAUUGCUAAAUGAAUGA
Molecule: messenger RNA, 3033 nt
Organism: Cylindrotheca closterium
Lineage: Eukaryota; Bacillariophyta; Bacillariophyceae; Bacillariales; Bacillariaceae
Source: the annotation of a GenBank genome assembly